Messenger RNA from Medioppia subpectinata, 809 nucleotides. NCBI's taxonomy places the organism in Eukaryota, Metazoa, Arthropoda, Arachnida, Sarcoptiformes, Oppiidae. The record is from the annotation of a GenBank genome assembly.
GUGACCUGGUGGGCAUUUAUAAUGUGUUCAUUGGGUGUAUUUCUAUACCAAACUCUGGACGCAUUGGACGGCAAGCAAUGCUAUAAAGUGCAAAACACACAGAUGGAAGAGGUGUACGAUCACGGGUGCGAUGCCGUGUCCACUAUAUUUGUCACAUUGGCCGUGUCGUGUGCCAUACAGUUGGGUCGCACACCUAUAUUGCUAUUCCUUAUAUUCCUCUCCUCUAUGAUAGCGUUCUUUUCCACCCAUUGGUUAUGUCAUAUCAAACACCAAAUGGUGUUUGGAAAGAUUGAUGUGAGUGAAGGCCAAUUGGUGAUGGUUAUCAUACAUCUGGUCACUGCCUUUUGGGGUCAAAAGCUAUGGCGUACCCAGGUGUUUGGCACAGGCAUUGAAUUAUCGCAUAUAUUAGCUUUGAGGCGUACGAAUAACAUAUGGAAACCUGUGGUUCCGAUCGCUAUUCUCACUAUAUUUGCUAUCAUUUCCUAUUCAAUCGGCUAUUUUCAUGUCAGCCCUCUUUUGUUUAUCUUUACGUUUGGCUUUGCCUUCGCAAAAGUAACCAUUAAAUUAGUGGUGAGAUUACUAUUUGAAAUUGAUGAUGAACUGUUGCAACGGAACAAUGGAUUACUGGGACAGUUGUCUGACGACACCACUACUGUUGGCCACAAACAGCCGAUAUCUGGUUUUAUUGCACCCGAAGACGGCAUUGUUGUGUGCGUUUGUGUACUCACUGAUGGACGUGAGCCGAUACUUCACAUACGCCUCGUGGGACUUACGGGUGGCGCUCGACGUGAAUAUCUUUAGCAUCAAAU